GCUUGCAAGUUGAAGAUGAAGGAGGCUGCUGGCGCGUUGAUAGCCUCCUCGGACUUUGAGAGAGAACUCACAGCCUCCGAUCUCGACCGAGCAACAAGCAAAAUGCCGAAGCAGAUCCAUGAGAUCAAGGAUUUCCUUCUAACUGCAAGAAGGAAGGAUGCUCGCAAUGUCAAAAUCAAGAGGACCAAGGAUGCUGUCAAGUUCAAGGUUCGGUGCUCCAAGUACCUUUACACACUUUGUGUGUUUGAUUCCGAGAAGGCCGACAAGUUGAAGCAAUCUCUUCCUCCAGAUUUGAACGUUCAUGACUUUUGAACAAGGAUUUUGGAGUAGCUGGUCGCGCUAUUCUACCAAGACUCGAUGAAAUGACGAUAUGCAUGUCGUUUCUGUUAAAAAAAAAUUUGCGCGCUAUCCUUAUUGACCCCCCUAACAUUAUUUCCUGGAUCCGCCACUGAACACGAGUACAUCAGUUAGUAAGGUAAGAUGGCAUACGACGUCAUGCAUAGAUAUGUUAUUGAGUAAUUAAAUUGUCCAAUCAAUUUUACAUUUGUCUGUUUUUCAAUGAUGAUCUUCAAGUGAGAAUGAAAAAACGAUUUUGAUUAUAAAAUUUAAUUGAAAGUAGACGAUUUCUAGGUCUAUCCGCAACAAGGAACCUCCAAAUUUUUUUAAUUAAGACGUCAUAUGCAUAAUUAAACAUAAUUAAACGUUCUGAAUCACUUUAUUACAAUUACGCUCGCGUAUUUUUGGUGGGUAAGUAGGGACAAGAAGCUCUUGAUCUUUUUCUCAACGGAAUUGAAUCGGUAGGUAUCCACCACAUCAGCUUCAGACGACGUCGUUUCGCGAUCACGGUGUCUGCUUUUGUGUUUGGAGACAAGGGCAGCUUCCUGAGAGAUCCUCCUAAUCAAUCAUUGUCGACCGUUGGAUUUUCAUCCAACGGUUAUAAUUAUUAUAACUUUAAAAUGAUUAUCUAUUUGUAACCGUUAGAUAAAAAUCUAACGACUCACAAUGGUUGGUCAAAUGAUCCUCUCCAUUAGCUCAGUAAAGGAUCCAAAUCCCUGACGGACGGCGGAAAACUUAUGGAAUCAGUAGGUCCCAACUGAAUCUGUCGGCACUGCUACGAUCUCGACACGUGUUCAUCCAAGACAAAUUAGUCCACUGCACGCUGACUGUCGACGUCCUCUGGGUCCCACCGGACCCUUAUCCUGGAAUCUCACCGUAUCGAAAAACUAGUAGAAAACCGAGAAUACAUUUUUGAAUUUUACUCCCCGAUUCAGAAAUUGAACCACCCAAAAAAAAAAAUU
Messenger RNA from Malus domestica (apple), 1298 nucleotides. The record is from RefSeq and is a predicted model, not a curated record. NCBI's taxonomy places the organism in Eukaryota, Viridiplantae, Streptophyta, Magnoliopsida, Rosales, Rosaceae.